Molecule: messenger RNA, 552 nt
Organism: Dracunculus medinensis (Guinea worm)
Lineage: Eukaryota; Metazoa; Nematoda; Chromadorea; Rhabditida; Dracunculidae
Source: the annotation of a GenBank genome assembly
AUGCGUAUUUUGUCAAAACUUUUCGAACUUCAACCAGAUCCAUUUGAUUUUUCGCAACGACGAUUUUUUCGACUUUCAUUAUAUAAAGAUGUGAAAAAUGCAGUCGAAUUACGUGAAGCAUUGCGAUGUGGUUCGAUCGAUGCAGCGUUGAUUCGUGCCGAACUUUGUCUUGAAGUAUUUAUGGUUCUAGCCGCAGCAAAUCGAGCUGUUCAUCAGGCAGCACACAAUCGUUUAUCGACACGUUCAUUGCACGCUGAACUUGUUUAUUCCCUUUCACCUACUCGUAAUAUUGCUGAAUCCUUGCUUAAUUUUGGUAUAUCAGAAACAAGUAAGAAUCUAUUAAUUGGUUUAUUUGAUGAUGAAAAUGGUGAGAAAAUGAAAGAAUUAUCGAAGAAAAUUGAUGGAAAAUCGGUGAAUCUGGAUGAUUUACCAAAAUUUACAAAUUAUGAUCUCAUAAAGAAAGUUUAUAAAGUUGGCGAUUCUGAAUUUAAUCAUGAGACGAUAUGCGAUUUGAUUGUGAUGAAAAUUGCAACAAAGGAUUCCAUGAAUUAG